AUGUCUGAAACCACCCCUCAAACUGGUCGUACUACAUCAGCCUCUUGGGCUGACGACCCGAUUGCCAUAGUCGGCGUCGGGCUGCGUCUGCCAGGCUCUAUUAGAACGCCCCAGCAGUUCUGGCAGUUUCUGGUCAACAAAAGGAGCGGUCGUUGUCGAGUGCCUGCGGACCGUUACAAUGUGGACGCUUUCCAUGGUCCGAAGGGAAAGCUUGGUCAUGUCUGUACAGAGUACGGGCACUUCCUUGACGUCGACCUGGCGGCUGUUGACAGCUCUUUCUGGUCAAUCCCGCCAAAGGAGCUGCUCCUUCUUGACCCUCAGCAGCGGUUGCUGAUGGAGGUAGUUUAUGAGUGCCUAGAAAGUAGCGGCACUGCUGCUUACAGAGGCAGAGACAUUGGUCUAUAUAUAGGUGCACUUGGCGAGGACUGGAUGGACAUUCAAACCAGAGAUCCACAAGGGCUAGGAAUGCACUGUGUCGCGGGCUAUAGCGACUUUGCGCUCUCGAACCGACUAUCAAAGGAGCUUGGUCUCACUGGCCCAAGCAUGACUAUCCGGACUGCUUGCUCUUCUUCAAUGAUGGCUUUACAUGCGGCCUGUCAGGCGCUCUAUACAGGGGAGUGCUCAUCCGCCGUCGUUGGCGGCUGUAAUCUCAUCCUCUCACCGCGCAUGACAACAACUAUGUCCGAACUCGGUGUGAUGUCGCCAACUGGAGACUGUCGGUCUUUUGAUGCACGAGCUGAUGGCUACGCGCGUGGUGAAGCAGUUAACGCCAUCCACAUCAAGCGUCUCUCCCACGCGCUCCGGGACGGCGAUCCGAUCCGAUCUGUCAUUCGCUCUGUCUGCAUUAACUCGGAUGGACCGAGAUCUCCUGUGUUUAUACCCAGCCCGGAGAGCCAUGAGCUUCUCAUCCGUCGUUGUCACCAGCUGGCUGGUAUUUCAGACCUCUCGCAAACGGCCAUGAUCGAGUGUCACGGGACUGGGACGAAGGUGGGUGACGUCCAGGAAGGAAGGGCCGUCGCGAACGUGUUCGGUGAUAUUGGGGGAGUUCUAAUAGGAUCAGUAAAACCUAACCUUGGGCAUAGCGAGGGAGCAUCAGCCCUAACCAGCAUCAUCAAAAUGACGUUGGCCUUGGAGAACCAAACGAUCCCCCCGAACAUCAAUUUUUCAACACCAAAUCCGAAGAUUCCAUUUGGACCUGCUUGCCUUCGUGUUCCCGUGGAAUGUGAGCCGUGGCCGAAAGACAAAGCGGAGCGUGUUGGACUCAACGGAUUCGGAAUCGGGGGAGCUAAUGGACAUGUUCUCCUAGAGUCCGCUAGGUCUUUUCUGGGAACAUUUGUGAAUGAAGCCCCCAGUGGCUGCACUCCCCAGCUGCUAGUCUUUUCAGGAACCCACCCAGAAACAGUGAAGCGCAACAUCUCACUCAGUUUGGAUUUUCUAGCCAAAAACCCUGCUAAGGUUGCGGAUGCUAGCUACACUCUAGCAUGCCGCCGCCGUAUACUCCCCAAUCGGGCAUUUGCUGUGGGCUGCCUGGACUCCUGGGACGUUUCACCCGUGCGAAAGGCAGGUCCCGCAGACCUUGUCUGGGUCUUCCCGGGCCAGGGAGCGCAGUAUCCUGAAAUGGGUUUGAAACUAGUUACCGGUAAUGCCAUUGCCAGAGAUACAAUACGGAGUUUGGACGAAGUGUUGGAUCUCAUUGAUGCCGGUAGAUCCUGGACUCUUCAUGACGAGCUGCUUCGACCGGAACCCUCUUCAAGGCUAUCGCAAGCCAAGUUUUCUCAGCCUUGCUGCACGGCUAUUCAAAUUGCUCUUAUCAAUGUGCUCAAAUCUAUGAACGUCAAGCCCUCUGCCGUGGUUGGCCACUCAGCUGGCGAGAUUGCCGCCGCGUAUGCUGCGGGUGCACUGACUGCUGCCGAAGCGAUGGCUAUAGCAUAUCAAAGGGGCAAUAUAGCAGAGAGAGUGGAAGGUUCUGGAGGCAUGAUUGCUGUUAGCUUGAGCCGAGAGCAGGUCUCCCCGUUCUUGACUGAUCAAGUUACAGUCGCAUGUGAGAAUAGUUCAAGGAACAUUACCCUAAGUGGAGACUCAGCCGCCUUGGAUGAUGUAGUUGAAAAACUACAGUGCACCUAUCCUGAGGUCACGACUAAGCGAUUGGGAGUGAAUUGCGCGUACCAUUCUGAGCACAUGAACAUAGUGAAAGACGAGUACCUAGACCGACUUGUAGCGUUGAAGGUGAAACAACAGCCUCUAUCCACAACAUUUGUUUCCUCUGUGACAGGAAAAAGCGUCGAAAAUGCGGGCGACCUUGACACUGAGUACUGGUGUCGCAACCUCGUCUCUCCCGUGCUGUUCUACUCAGCCGUUAAGGACACCAUUGCGGCCCUGCCUAACCCAGUCUUUCUCGAGAUUGGACCACAUUCAGCUCUAUCUGGCCCUUUGCGCGAUAUUUCGCCGUCGACUCCCUAUAUUCCGACCUUGGUACGGGGAAUCAGUGCAAAUACCUCUAUCCUCCGCACCGUAGGACGGCUGUUUCAGUUUACAGAAAUUGACCUGUCCGGCCUGGUCACUGGCAGCGUCUUAACAGAUCUGCCGCCGUACCAGUGGCAAUACGAUAGACGCUUCUGGUCUGAAUCACGAGUCUCACGAAAUUGGCGAUUCCGUCAACAUCCUCAUCACGAUAUACUUGGGUCUCAGAUUCCAGACGGCAAUGAGAUGGAGCCUCUCUGGCGGUCUCUAAUUCAUCUUGACAGUGUUCCAUGGCUUCGAGACCAUGUCAUUGACGGGAAGACGGUCUUCCCGAGGUCGUCUUAUAUCUCAAUGGCAGGCGAAGCGAUUCGUCAGCUGACAGGGAGCUCCGAUGUUUCGCUACGGCGCGUAUCUUUUCUUGAAGACAUUACAUUCGAUGGAAAGCACCCCACUGAAGUCUUGACACAGUUUCGACCCAUACAAGGUACCGAAUGGUAUGACUUCACACUCACGAGCCAGUUUGAAGGCAAGUGGACAAAGCUCUGUAUGGGACAAGCUCGACGAGGCUAUGAUCUCCCUUCCGAUAUCAAACAGCUGUGCCCAGGACACAGAAAAGUAAAACCAGAGACCUUCAACCGUGCAAUGGAAAGGCUAAGGAUUAUCUAUGGGCCCCGAUUCCGCGCUUUGGAUCGAAUUGCAGUUAAUGCCACAGCUCCAGAAGCAACGGCUGAGAUCACCGAGAGGCACGAGAGACAGGAAAGUCACUACAUUGUUCAUCCAUGCACGACUAGCUCUAUCUUCCAACUGCUCACGAUUGCCAAGGCCAAGGGCCGGAAUUUUGAUCAUUCAUUUGUACCCACAUAUAUCGAAGAGGUCUAUGUUACAGCAUCGACUGGUUCUAUUAGUGCCCAGUCCAUUAUCACAGCCACCCAGAACCGAACCUUCUCCGGUGACGCUGCAGGAUUUUGCGGUGGUAGCCUUGUUUUUUUCAUGCGUAAUAUCCGACUCAUGCCAACGGAAAAUCGCUAUGACCGAGGCCUUGAUCCCCAUGCUGGGGCGCGACUGGUUUGGCAGCCAGACAUUGACAAGGCACACUUGGCUCGUCUUAUACGGCCGCAUUGCGAUAAGUCAAUACUGGAGAAUCUAUUUCUGGUUGAGGAGCUUGCCUUGGCUUGCAUCAUUGAAAGUGAACAGCAAACGCGCAGCAGCAAAGCGCUAGCGCAUUUUGCAAGAUAUAGCGAAUGGCUGAGUCUGCAACGGCAGCGUGCCGAACAAGGCAACUAUGACCAUGUCAAGUCAUGCCAGGCUAUCGCAUCAAUGCCCUCUAAAGACCGGGGGAACCAUAUUAAGGAGCUUUAUCAGAAAGCGCUCAUGACCCCGGUGCAACAUGUGGCCACCGCCGUUAUGCGCAUAUACCAUGAAACUACCACCCUCUUUGCCGGUCAGGUUGAUCCCUUGAGUAUUUUGAUGAAAGAUGACUUGCUAUCAGCAAUCUAUGGGUUCAACCUCUGCGACUUUGCUGAUUUCUUCCGGGUGAUCGCGCACAACCGACCCUGUAUGCGGGUAUUGGAGAUUGGAGCAGGGACCGGUGGGAUAACUGCUACGAUCUUGCCAGCGAUGCAUACUCCUCACGGAGAACGACUCUAUCACAGCUAUACAUAUACUGAUAUCUCAUCUGGAUUCUUCGAGCGCGCCCAAGAGCGCUUCCGUGCAUACAAAGGUGUCGACUACCGGGUACUGGACAUCUCAGUCGACAUAGCUGCGCAGGGGUUCGAUGCGCCUUAUGAUUUGAUUAUCGCGUCUAAUGUGCUUCACGCCACUCCAAACCUUCAGCAAACACUUGCUAAUGUGAAAGCCUUGCUAAAACCCGGCGGGAAACUCUUCCUACAGGAACUUGCACCCACCACCAAAUGGGUAAACUAUAUCAUGGGCACGCUCCCUGGCUGGUGGCUCAGCAAUGAUGACCGUCCAUGGGAACCAUACGUGUCGCCGAAACGAUGGGAUGCAGAGCUUCGCGCUGCCGGGCUGUCUGGGGCCGAUACCGUUGUUCAUGAUGGCCAUAUGAAUGCUCAUAUUGUUUCAUCCUUGCCAGAACUUCGGAGUGAGAGGAACCGACAAGUUACUGUCCUUUGUAAACCUGGUUCUGAGCACUUGAACUCUGUCAUCGCCUACCUCCAUACUCGGGAUUUCGUAACUGAUACCCGUCAUCUUGGGGAGGAACUGCCCAACAAUCAAAUGGUUAUAUCAUUACUGGAACUGGACGGACCACAACUACACGCAAUGAAUGAGACAGAAUACCUGAAUUUGCGGGAUCUGAUCACAUCUCUUGACCAAAAGACAAUGCUGUGGGUAACUAGAACAUCCCAGGUGGCAUGUUCAGACCCACGGUACGCGGCGACACUUGGGCUCUUGAGGACUGCUCGCAGGGAGCUUGGACUUACAGUGGCUACGCUGGAGGUGGAUACCUUGGAUGUAAAGGCAAUUGACGCCAUUGCUGAGGUGACCGAACGUGUCCUACGUCUUGAGACCACCUCCUCGCUUGAUCCCGUCUUGGAAUACACUCACGCGUACGGCACCCUGAUGGUUGGUAAAUAUUAUCCGGCAAUUGUGAGUGAGGAGCUUUUGGAUAGGGCGGCCUCUGACCAAACGGCAGCGGUGCUUCGAACCAGUCCCCGAAAUAUUGAAACUCUCACCUGGGAACGCAUGUCACUGGAGAUAUCCGCACCUGUUGAGGACUGGGUCCUGGUGGAGACGCGGGCUGUUGGCAUGAAUUUGAAGGAUCUCCUGGUAGUCAAUGGCACCCUUGAUGCUGCUCUGGGCAGUGAAUGUGCUGGGACGGUUCAGCGCGUUGGUCCUGGAGUCAAGAACCUGCGCGCCGGUGAUCGAGUAAUGGUGCUAUCACCUAACUCUGGAGUCAUGGCGACGAAGUUUGUCACGAGUGAGAGGCUCUGUGCGCGCAUGGCCCGUAAUUUGAGCUGGACUGAGGCAGCUACGAUACCCUUCGCCUUCGCAACGGCAUUUUACGCGCUGAUCGAUGUAGCCCGCUUGAAGUAUGGCGAUUCUGUCCUCAUUCAUCAUGCCUGCAGUGAGAUCGGAACGGCUGCUAUUCAAAUUUGUCGCAUGAUUGGAGCCAAGUUCUAUUGCACUGUCGCGAAAAGGGCAGAUGAAGAUUAUCUGCUACAGCUGGGGAUACCCAAAGAGCGUAUCUUUUCCUCCAGGAAUAGCACCUUUGUUCGUGAUCUCAUGGUUCCGACCGCGGGCCUUGGAGUUGAUGUCGUACUAAAUACUCUUUCUGACAAUCUAUUCCACGCCUCGUGGCAGUGCGUCGCCGAAUUUGGCGUCCUGGUAGACUUGCCACAAGGCGAGUUCAACAAGCAGCUACCAAUGGAAGCCUUUGAGGGAAACCGUUCUUUCUGUGCGGUCAAUCUGUCCCAGGUUGCUGCAAAACGACCGGAGACAAUUCAAGGAUUGCUUCGUCGGUGCAUGCACCAUUACGCUUUGGGCGAACUGACUCCGUUGCAGCUACAGGAGUUCCCAGCUGAAAAGGCACAAGAUGCAUUCAAGUCUAUGAAAGAGGGUAAGACUGGAAAAGCCGCUAUUAUCAUGCCUGAAGAGUCGUCUUCGCUGCCUGCUUGCUUUAGCCGCAGAGAACCGUCCUUCCGUAACGACGCCAUACACUUGAUUGUUGGCGGACUCGGUGGGCUUGGUCGCUCGGUCAGCUCAUGGAUGGCUUCUCAUGGUGCACGUCAUUUUGUUUUCUUUUCACCCUCUGCAGCCAGUAAAGAAAAUGAUGACUUCGUCUUGGAGCUUCGCGCUCAAGGCUGCCGCCUCGACCUUGUCUCAGGUGAUAUCAGUAACCCUGAAGAUGUCGACAUGCUCAUCAAAGGCCUCGAUGAGAAUAUUCCCAUCGCCGGUGUAAUGCAAGCUUCUAUGGCGCUCGAAGUGACCUCUUUCGCCACUAUGUCCUUCGCUCAAUGGCAAGCAGCAUUUGCACCAAAGUGUCAAGGAACCUGGAACCUGCACAACACCCUGCUCAAAUACAGCCGCAAGACAGACUAUUUCCUUCUCUUCAGCUCAUUGUCUGGCCUCAUUGGGCAAACUGGGUAUGCCAACUACGCAGCUGGAAACGCUUUCCUCGAUGCGUUUGUGCAGUACCGGCACUCACUUGGCUUGCCUUGCUCUGCAAUCAAUAUUGGUGUUAUGGAAGAUGUGGGAUAUGUUAGCGAGCAGACACAUGCCAUCGACCACUUCGUCGCUACGUCGACGUAUACUCUUCAAGAACGCGAUCUCCAUGAUGCGGUUCAAUUAGCGAUUGACAAAUCCUCACCGGUUGGAACGACAACCAGGAACGGACCUGCCCAGCCCACAUAUGUCAAUGAAAGUCAGUUGCUCAUCGGUUUGCGUAGUACAGCGCCGCUGGAUUCUCCCAACAAUCGAACGUCCUGGAGGCGGGAUCCGCGCAUGGCCCUCUAUCACAACCUGAACCAGUCGGCUGCCAAAAGCGCAUCUGAAAAGACCACUGAUACUGCCGAUGAUCAGAUUCUCGUAUGCUUUCUUGAGCAACUCAAGGGGGAACCUGAUAUCCUUGACAAACCCGAGUCGAUUGACCUCCUGAGUACAGAGAUUGGUAAGACUCUCUUCAGCUAUAUGCAGCGUGAUCGGUCCAACUUGGAUCUGGAUGUUCCACUGCCAUCCCUAGGAGUGGACUCCCUGCUCGCAAUCAAGAUGCGCAACUGGUUCCAACGGAAAAUCGGGGUUGAUAUUGGCGUAGUGCAGAUACUGAAUAGUGGAAGCUUGCGGGAUCUAGGAAGAAUUACUGCAAAGGCUAUAGCAGGACUGCGGAUUGCAGAGUCGACAGUGUCAGUUGCAGAUUUGACACCAAUGUCUUGA
This is a messenger RNA of Aspergillus nidulans FGSC A4, 7350 nucleotides long. RefSeq names its product type I polyketide synthase. NCBI's taxonomy places the organism in Eukaryota, Fungi, Ascomycota, Eurotiomycetes, Eurotiales, Aspergillaceae. Gene Ontology annotation, biological process: secondary metabolite biosynthetic process. The record is from RefSeq and is a predicted model, not a curated record. Gene Ontology annotation, molecular function: acyltransferase activity; phosphopantetheine binding; oxidoreductase activity. The transcript has 9 exons. The coding region runs from base 1 to 7350 and encodes 2449 amino acids.